UCAGCUGCGCCUCCCUCACCCGCCUACACCUCGGCGUCUGGAGGUUCCCGGACACCGCCGCCGUCCCGCGCUCCGCCGCCUUUCCCAACCUCCGGGACCUCGCCCUCUCCUUCGUCAACAUGGAUGAACGCGACCUCACCUUCCUGCUCCACAGAAGCCCCGUCCUGGAGAUCCUCACUAUGAUUGAUCGGAGUGCGCCUCCGACUCGCGAGCCGCACCGUGCGGUGCCUUCAGCUAUGCAUGACCAAGGUGGAGGACGUCGCCAUAGUGGAUGCCCCUUGCUUGGAGAUGUUCUUGCUGUUUAUGGCUGGGAUGAACGACGCGACCUCAUCCAGGAUCAAGAUUGGCCGUGCGCCCAACCUGCGCGUGCUGGGAUACCUUGAGCCAAGAGAGCAUGUGUUGGAGAUUGGCAACACUGUCAUCUCGGCUGGAACUAAGGCGAGCCCGAGCACUGUUGUCCCGAGUGUCAACAUCUUGGGAUUGGAGGUGAGAUUUGCUGUCCGCAAUGAAGUCAAGAAAGUGCCCAGCUUCCUCAGGUGUUUUCCCAACAUCCAGACGCUCCAUGUCAAGUCUGCAACAGCUGAUGAGGCCACCGGCAAGGCUAGUCUCAAGUUAUGGAAAGAGGGCGGCCCCAUUACCUGUGUCCAGCGACAUAUGAAGAAGGUGGUUUUCCACGAAUUCAAAGGUUCGAUAAAUGAGACCGUGUUCCUCAAGUUCAUCGCCGAGAAUGCUCGAUUUCUGGAGAAGAUGGUGAUUGUGGUGGCCUAUGCAUGUUACUCUUCAGGGGAGGAUGUGAAUUCCACGCUGAAGCCUCUGACUUGUGCAAAAUGGGUCAGUGGAACUUGUAAACUUCAAGUCUUCAAGAGCCCAUUUGAAGGGACAACAGGUAGUCCAGUUUACGAUAUCCGAUUGGCAUCUGAAUUUUCGCAAAUUACUGAUCCUUUUGACCUGAUCUAUUAUAGAGAAUCACUGUAAUCGUUGGAAGUUAAUA
This is a messenger RNA of Lolium rigidum, 991 nucleotides long. RefSeq lists its product as uncharacterized. The coding region runs from base 241 to 975 and encodes 244 amino acids. NCBI's taxonomy places the organism in Eukaryota, Viridiplantae, Streptophyta, Magnoliopsida, Poales, Poaceae. The transcript is spliced from 3 exons. The record is from RefSeq and is a predicted model, not a curated record.